AUGUCGUCGCUCCCAACAAACCCAACGAAAGAUGUUCACGCACGACAACUGCUUGGUCAACUCAAGAAGACCUUCGAAGAAACCUCUGAGGAUGUUUCAUCGGCCAAAGAUGUCAAGAAGACAAUCGACCAUUUGAUGAAUCGUUUACCACUAGACCAACAGUGCGAACAGGAACUGGGACCCCGAUUCUUGAAGCUGCAGGACCUCCUCCUCUGCAAAAAUACUGCACCCUCUCAUCGUUUCCGUGAUAUCCGUGAUGAGAUCGCUGAAAUAAACAAAUUUCUGGCCAAAGUUGAUGCUAAGGUCGAUCAGGACGAUUUCCAAGCUUUAUCUCAAGACCAACAGAGGAUGAUACGCGAAGCAGACAAGCAUCCGCUCCUGAAACGUCUUCGGGUGAGUUAUGAAUUUUCCCUCCGACAACUAAAGCACGACCCGAGAAUUUGCUUUUUUUUGGCAAUUUUCCCAGGAAAUGCUAUUCUAAGGAAAAGGUUUCUUAUUUAUUGGUGGAUUGGGGAAGGGUUGGUCCGGGACGAGGAAGAAGGCGAAAGAGUAUUUGAAGAGCUUUUGGAUCUUGAAUUGCUUAUACCCUAUCAUACUGACAAGUGCCCAAGAGUGACUAAAUGUAAAAUUGUCCGUUGGAUCCGUUACAUGUUGAUCUCAGAGGCGAGGAAAGAGAAGCUUUUGAACUUAGAGGGCGGGAUUCCACGUUUUGACCCUGCCCAUUCCCGGCGGACUUGUUUGAUCGCUGGUCACUCCUCUGAUUUGGGAAUUAAAACAGAAUCCACGCCGUCGGAGAAGCUGAGGACCAUUUUUAAUUUGAACGAGAGAGAUCUUGAUUUUCAAGACCAAUGGUUUGAAGACCCAAAACUUCUCAAGUAUCUCAGCCUGCGUGGGAUAUCAAGAAUUACUAAACUUCCUGAGUCCAUUAGAGAACUGGCCAGCCUCGAAAUUCUGGACCUCAAGAGCUGUCAUAAUCUAGAAACCUUGCCUGAUGCGGUUAUAUCGUUGGAAAAGCUCACACAUGUAGAUGUAUCAGAAUGUUACUUGCUGGAAAGCUUGCCAAAGGGGCUCCACAACCUCACUUCGCUGCAAGUACUCAAGGGAUUCAUAAUAGGCAGUUCGCAGAAGAGUCUCAUUAGAUUGCAGCAUCUUCCAAGUCUGAAGAAUCUGAAACGAUUAAGUAUACAUGUGGGGAGUGAGGCGACCAUCCAGGAAGGUGAAUUCGACUAUUUGGAGCAUUUGAGACAGCUCCGGCGUCUGAAAAUAUCUUGGGGUAAAGCAGAUAAUGUUAAAAUGUCUGUGUCUUUUCCGCCAGGGCUGCAAAAACUGAAUCUUGAAGGCAUUCCUUACAACAGUAAGCCAGAAUGGUUAACGCCCAGCAAACUGAUGAAUCUGGAUACGCUAUACAUCAAGGGAGGAAAGCUCAGAGAUUUAUUAGCUUACGAGGGCGAGCAGUGGAAUGUGAGAUAUUUAGUGCUCAGUAUGCCGCAAAUUAAUCAAGAAACUCUCAUGUCAAAGUUUCCUUUACUCCAAUACGUGAAGAGGCUGAAGUGGAGAGAUGGUAAGCAAUCCGUGGAGGAUGAAUGGAGCAGGGAUAUUGGGCAGUGA
Messenger RNA from Neltuma alba, 1608 nucleotides. Its product is annotated as disease resistance RPP13-like protein 4. The record is from RefSeq and is a predicted model, not a curated record. Bases 1 to 1608 code for a protein of 535 amino acids. The transcript has 2 exons. Lineage: Eukaryota; Viridiplantae; Streptophyta; Magnoliopsida; Fabales; Fabaceae.